Molecule: messenger RNA, 432 nt
Organism: Capronia coronata CBS 617.96
Lineage: Eukaryota; Fungi; Ascomycota; Eurotiomycetes; Chaetothyriales; Herpotrichiellaceae
Exons: 1
Coding region: 1-432 (143 amino acids)
Source: RefSeq, a predicted model, not a curated record
AUGUCCGAGCUGCUAAACCGCAUCGAAACCAUCUCCACCAACAUCAAAUCCCACCUCCCACCCCAGUUUCAACCCUACCUGACCCACGACAACUUACAGAGCUUUCUACGCUUCAUCAUAGUGAUCGCAGCAUACCUCCUCUUCCGACCACACCUGGAAUCUCUAUUCCGCAAGAUCAGUGGUCGAAAGGAUCCGCGGCAGGCCGAGAUCGAGGCGCGUAUCGAGUUCCUCAAGAAACAGCGGGAAGGCACGGCGGUGACGUCGAUGGUCAUGCCGGGAGCUCAGGCUGGCGGUGCGGCCCAGAGGAAUGUUAAGGUCGUGACUAGGAAUGGGAAGAUUGUGGGCAUGGUGAAUGAGGACGAUGGCAAGGGUGGGAAGAAGGGUGGAAAGGGGGCGGGAAAGGGGAAAGGGAAGAAGGGGAAGGGAAACUGA